Messenger RNA from Chondrus crispus (carragheen), 2033 nucleotides. RefSeq lists its product as hypothetical. The transcript is spliced from 2 exons. NCBI's taxonomy places the organism in Eukaryota, Rhodophyta, Florideophyceae, Gigartinales, Gigartinaceae. The record is from RefSeq and is a predicted model, not a curated record. Gene Ontology annotation, biological process: ubiquinone biosynthetic process. Gene Ontology annotation, cellular component: mitochondrial inner membrane. Bases 1 to 702 code for a protein of 233 amino acids.
AUGCCCCCGCAACUCUCGAUAUUCGGGCGGACAGCCCUUGCAGCCGGUGCGGCGGUAGUCUCGCUAGCUAACCCGGCACGUGCCGACCUGAUCGCCGUACUCGGCGAUCUAACGAGCCAGCCGGUGCUGCGUCGUCUACGCCGCCGGAUCAACUCAACCCCAGAGGGCCGUUCGAUGCUGGAUGCGCUCCACCCAGCUCGCUUCCCCGAGCACGGCAGCGACUCCCUCAUCGCCAUGCGCUCGCUCCCCAACGGCACGUUGGGUCGCGAGUACGCCCGGUUCAUGGACGUCCGCCGCUUCACGCCAGAAUCGCGCUCUGCCGUGCGCUUUGUCGACGACCCCGUCGAUGCCUGGGUGCUCCAGCGCUACAGAGAUGUACAUGAUGUGUGGCACGUUCUCACGGGAAUGCCCACCACUGUGCUUGGCGAGCUGGCGCAGAAGUGGUUUGAGGCUGCCCAGACAGGGCUGCCUGUUGCUGUGAUUAGCGCCGUGUUCGGGCCGCUCAGGUUGAAGGCGGAGGAGAGACGAGUCUUGGUAACCGAAUUGGUACCGUGGGCUGUCGCUACCGGGCGACGGGCGCCGGAUCUGAUGGCCGUAAAGUACGAAGAUCGCCUGGAGGACUCGUUGGAAGAUCUGAGGACGGAGUGGGGGAUUCAAGUGCCGGACGUAAAAAUGAAGGGAUUGAAGCGGAAGCAGGCGUAGGACGCUGGAUUUGAGCAGCUAUUUGUGGAGACCUGCGGUAUGCGAGCACUUGAACUUUGAGAGUUUUGGUUCAACCAUGCUGCAAGCCUCCACAUUGCGCAUUCAAAAGUCUGACGCCAUGCCCGAGCUUGUAUCACAAUGCUGUGCUGUGAACUUGAGGUGCAGCAGUACAACUCUGUCGCAGGAUAGAGAGUUGUUGACGCCAGUGUAGAGCAGGACCCGGUGCAAUCUCUGUUCCUUCCUACGUUCGUGGAAGUGAUCAUCCCCUUAGUACCGGAAAACAAGCUCUUUGAGCGGCUAUGCGUUGAGUCGCGCGUCAGAUCGCCUUAACUGCCGCUGAGAUGAUGACGUGCGAAUUUCGCUGAGCUACACAAAUAUCGCCCAAUGCAGACUUUUACAUUAUGUUCUGCAUUGCAAAGAACUCACUUGCACAGUCUACUAGAGAAGUACGUGUGCUGCAUGCGCUUGUCAUUCUGCCGGAAACCUGCAUUCGUUAGCCCUGUCAGACGCUUCGUACCAUAUUUGGGCUGAUGUCAGGGUCGGGUGCCUUGAGCGCCAAGGUUCUUUGCACCUCAGUUGCAGUUGCAUCUGGUCAGGACGAUCUCUUUCGCAGUUUCUAGUCACCUCGAAACCGGGUACUCGCCCUGCAGAGGCCACCAAACUUAGAAGCUGGCCUUUAGAUCGGCUCUGUAGGCCACAGACACCUGUCCGAGCUUGAUCUCGCGUACUCAAGCACUGAUCGUGUUAGCGGCAUCACUGCGAUGCCCACUAGGGUCUCCUCAUCUACGAAUGCUCCGUGCGACACGGGAGAACUCAUUCCUCUCAUCCAGAUUGACUGAAGACGUAGAACGAGGGUCUUUCCAUCCUGCCCUUAGGCUUCCACAUCUUGCAUUGCUGCAAGCCCCUAGUGCCCUGCGACCUCGUGAAUGUGUGAAAAGGGAUGGUUCUGUGGAAGACAACUCAAGCUGCUUCUCCAAGACGUAGCAUCUACCCUGUACUCGCGAAAAACUUAUGUCCAGAAUAGUGGUCCGUAUGUACUGUCGCAUGGAGCCCAUGAUUGCGUAGAGGUAGGUGUAUUUGUGAGAGUUUACCACGACGAGAGGGUUGACAAGUGAGGGCCAGACAUCAACGAGAACAUCAAAACGCCGAACACCCCCGACCUCUGUUCGUGAACUCUAUUCUACACGAAUGAAAACGCGUUGACAGUGAAUCAAAUCCGUGAGUAGCUGUGAAAGUAGGCCUUCCGGUCGCGUUGUCCACAAGUUCACGUCUCUGUUUCAGGCUGGUAGGCUUCAAGACUGAGGAAAUGAAAAUUGAACCAUUUUGCCGCA